UUUAACUUCCUCAAUGUCAGACCAAUCACCCCGCAUCAACGUUAAGAACCCAUUUACUAUAAGUACCUUCUUAAGCCUUUUCUCGAAUAACAAAGAUUUUAAAUCCUUGUCUACACAAACUAGCAAAUAAAGCACCGUUACGUCAAAAAUGUUGAAUAUAAAUUGUGUAGUCGUGGGAGACGGAGCGGUAGGGAAAGUAGCCAUGGUGCAACGUUUUUGUGAAGGCUCAUUCCGUACAGAGUAUGUCCCCAUAGUAUUUUACCACAACACCAUUGAAAUGACAGUGGAUAAAAAGAAGGUCAGCCUAGGCCUGUUUUCUCAACCUGGUCAAGAAGAUUAUGACAGGCUGAGGCCUCUGUCAUACCCUGUAGCUGACUGUUUCAUUCUCUGUUUCUCAUUGUGUAACAAAGCAAGCGCAGACAACAUCGAGGCAAAGUGGUACCCAGAAAUUCACUAUCACUGUCCCUAUGCACCCAUCAUUCUAGUGGGCACAAAGCUAGAUGUCAGGCAAGAUAAGGCAAAGCAGACUGAUGGUAAAAAGGUCGUGUCUAAAUCAGAAGGGGAGAAAAUCGGGAAAUCUAUCAAAGCCAACAGGUACCUAGAGUGCUCUGCCUUGACCCAAGAAGGACUAAAAGACGUUUUUGAAGAAGUGGUUAGAGCUUAUCUGUACAAAAAGCCCAAGCACAAAAAUAACGGCAAAGGAUGUGUUACGUUAUAGUUUUGUUUUAAAUUAUUUAUUUGAUUCAUUUCUCCAACUGUUUUUAUUAAAUAGUUUUAUUUUACUUUGAACCAAAAGAUGCUGAUUUUUUUUCAGCAUUAUCUUUUAGAAUAGGCAAAUUCUAAACAUUUAAAUAAUUGGUAAAUGCUUGAAAUCUUAAACGACAUUUUAAAAAUUUGAUAUUUCAUUCAUCACCCUAAAACUAACUUUUUUUAAAAAAUCUAAUAAAAGUUAGAUUUUUACUACCUGUUUUGCUGUGAGGGUUAUGGUCGGGAUUAGAGAAACAGUUGUAUCAGGUUGCAUUAGGUGUUUGAUACUUGUAAACAUUUUGUUUGCAUUUUAAUAAGUAAAAUAUUUUAAAAAAACAAUUAAUUUUCAGCAAAAAUAUUUUAUUGUCUUAACUGCAUGUUAUUCUGCCUACAGAAUUUACUUUUGAUUUAGUUUUUGUUUAAAUAUGUUUUAAAUAUUUAAAUACACCAACAGUAUUUAUUAUUGAAAUAUGUGUAUGAACCAAGAUGAAUGCUGAUGUUUUUGACAGACUUAAUGUAAUUGAAUGUGUAUAAAAAAAAAUUUCCACCGAGCAUUUACUCUGACUUGCCUAUUUGCCCAUGUGUAAGAUUUUUGAGCAAGCCUUAUUUUCUUUGUACUGACUGCUCUUAGGUUCACACAUUUCAAUGUUUAUCUGGCAAACUGCUGUGUAUAUACUAUUAUAGAGUAAAACUAUUUGAUACAAAUGACUUUUUUUCAUUAUUUGAUACAUAUAAAUUUAAUAUUUUUAAAAUUAUAAUUUCAAUCCAAUCAAACUAAUUCAUAAAAUACUUAAAUCAUUGUUUAUUGAUGAAUAGUUUUGUUAAUUUUUAUAGAGAUCUGUACUUUAUUUUAUGUAUAUAUUUUUUAAACACACCUUUAAAUGUGUAUAGCAAAUCAUAAAAGGUAAUUUUGAUGGUUACGAACAAAAUUUAAACCAUAAAACACAAUAUUAAAAUAUGUAGGUGGAUUUUAAAAUUCGCUUAAGGUAAGUUUGCCUGGGUUGA
This is a messenger RNA of Physella acuta, 1752 nucleotides long. Its product is annotated as ras-related C3 botulinum toxin substrate 1. The record is from RefSeq and is a predicted model, not a curated record. Gene Ontology annotation, molecular function: GTP binding; GTPase activity. NCBI's taxonomy places the organism in Eukaryota, Metazoa, Mollusca, Gastropoda, Physidae. Gene Ontology annotation, biological process: small GTPase-mediated signal transduction.